Cervus elaphus (red deer) is the source of this 664-nucleotide messenger RNA. Its product is annotated as SREBP regulating gene protein-like. Bases 92 to 664 code for a protein of 190 amino acids. Gene Ontology annotation, biological process: positive regulation of SREBP signaling pathway. Lineage: Eukaryota; Metazoa; Chordata; Mammalia; Artiodactyla; Cervidae. The record is from RefSeq and is a predicted model, not a curated record. The transcript is spliced from 2 exons.
GGUGAGAGGUGGCUGACGGGAGCUGGCUGGGCUGAGGGCCGCCGGGCCGGCGCCCGCCGCGAGCCAUGGGGCUGCCGGCCGCGUAGGGGCCAUGCCGCCGGGGCCCCACGCCUGCCCCGCUCCGCGCCGGGAUGGUGAACCUGGCGGCUAUGGUAUGGCGCCGGCUUUUGCGGAAGAGGAGGAGAGGGCAGUGAGAGAUCGGAAUCUCCUCCAGGUCCAAGACCACGAUCAACCCAUCCCGUGGAAAGUACAGUUUAAUUUGGGCAAUAGUAGUCGGCCUAGCAACCAGUGCCGGAACUCCAUUCAGGGGAAACACCUCAUCACAGACGAACUGGGUUACGUCUGUGAGAGGAGAGACCUGCUGGUGAAUGGCUGCUGCAACGUCAACGCCCCUGGCACGAAGCAGCACUGCUGUGACGGCUGCCUGCCCAACGGCUGCUGUAGCGCCUACGAGUACUGUGUCUCCUGCUGCCUCCAGCCCAGCAAGCAACUCCUCCUGGAGCGCUUCCUCAACCGGGCAGCUGUGGCAUUCCAGAACCUCUUCAUGGCAGUCGAAGAUCACUUUGAAUUGUAUUUGGCUAAAUGCAGGACCUCAUCCCAGGUUAUAGAUGCCAGUUGCAGAGCCCCGGAAGGCGCACACAGGCCCAGCCUAGGUACGUUGUGA